CAAACCCACUGGGCCUGAAAUGAACCGCAAUUGGGCUUCGACAACCCACAGUCACAUACUCACACUCUGACCCUAACUAUAUAACGCCGCAUCAUUCCAGCGGUUACCCCCCAGAGAAGAAGCAGCCAGCCGCCGACGACAGCCAUGCCGUCCCACAAGACAUUCAUGAUCAAGAAGAAGCUUGCAAAGAAGAUGCGGCAGAACAGGCCCAUUCCGCACUGGAUUCGAAUGAGGACUGACAAUACUAUCAGGUACAAUGCGAAGCGCAGGCAUUGGCGCAGAACCAAGCUUGGGUUUUGAGCUGUUUUUGAUGAUGUAUUGUUUCUUGUUAAACGCUACGGAUUUGUUGAUGAAUUUAUUUGAUCACAUGUGUUUCAUGUACCUUAAAUGAUGGUAGACUAUUUAAUGUUUUAAGUCGAUCUGUUGUGUUCAGUUGCA
Molecule: messenger RNA, 438 nt
Organism: Helianthus annuus (common sunflower)
Lineage: Eukaryota; Viridiplantae; Streptophyta; Magnoliopsida; Asterales; Asteraceae
Product: 60S ribosomal protein L39-3
Exons: 3
Coding region: 145-300 (51 amino acids)
Biological process (GO): translation
Cellular component (GO): cytosolic large ribosomal subunit; ribosome
Molecular function (GO): structural constituent of ribosome
Source: RefSeq, a predicted model, not a curated record